AAUCCAUGUUGCCUGUGAAGUGUGACCUAGAGUCACAACCGCAAAAAGUUCAAAUAAACGUAUUUACAUAAACGAAAAAUGAGGACAGAAAAUCGUAUUUGAAACGAAAGUAAACGAACAUGGACAUCAGACCGACGACACUUUGGCCACGGAUGAAUCUCGUUGUAAUUGUCAAUGCCCAUAUUCAGCGCUACAUGGGAGUCUACAAUCCGACAAUCUGGGACACCGUGAGUAGGAGGGAGGACAGUGAGGAACUGGAUUUACCCGAUGUGUAUAUCUGCUUUUGACGCGAGAGUUUCUUGUUUUGGAUGACCGCUUAUUCACCCGCCUUUAAAAUGGAAGUGUAAAAGCCUACACGCGCUUAAUUGGAGUUUAUUCCAUAGGAGCCCGUUGAUAUUUUAGAGGUGAGGUCGCAGUGUGUGAUUAUAUCGAGGCAGUGUUUCCGAAUACAGAUUAUUACACUUAUCCCGAAUAGAUUUUCCUCAGCACUGCACAUGCAUGUCACCCGGCUCUGCUGAAGCUUCACAUCGAUUCCAUGUUAGACAUGGGCUUGUUGGUGCUCUCUAAUACCACAUACUUGGUUUCUGAGUGAUUAAACAUUCUAGACAACUGCCGUGUCAUGAUUGAAGACGCGCGCAGUGAAGAACCAAACAAAGUGCCACAAUUGGGAAAGCUAGCUCGCACCUGGUUCAGAAACAUCAAUCCUCUUGUCUGUCUGUGCAAAUCCUGAGCCGCGUGGAUAUUACAUAUCGAAGUCAGAGAAAGAGAAGGGGGGAGGGAGUUAGUGUCGGGUGAUUUCCUCCCCUCGCCAAAUUUCUGUCCGGGAGUCGUUGACACUCCUUCAUAACCCUGCUCUUUCGCGCCUUGCGCAGAUGGCCAAAGCGCCGUGGGCACAGAAGUCUCCAAACCCCAGAAUUCUACUUACCUCACCGAACCCCAGUAGACAGACCACCGAGAUAGAGGAUGAGACCAUAAAAUAGCCUAGUGUUAAUUGUAGUUAUUUCAAUGAAUGAAUGAAUAUAGCCGUAUGGUUUUCUUUCCUACACCUUUGUGCAAACUCAUCUACACUUUAUGUGCACGUCCCCGGUACCAGCUGCACAUCCCCAGCCGGCGUUGGUGAUGCCAUGCCCCGCAACCACAGUGGCGAUGAGGCAGGUACUGGGCUCUGGAUGAAAACCUCACCAGGGCGUCGGGCUCAGGACUACGGGUUGAAAGAUGUGGAGUCUGGACGGAGGAUGAUGAACAACGCGGUUCGAGUCGGAGACAGGAUGCUUUCGCUGGGCCCUGCAGGUGCAGACGGCGCGGAGAGGCAAAAGGGCGCCCGGAUGAGUUUGCUCGGGAAGCCGCUCAUCUACAGCGCGCAGAGCGGACGCAGGAAUGUGCGCUACCGGCGUCUGCAGAAUUACCUCUACAAUGUGCUGGAGAGACCCAGGGCAUGGGCGUUCAUCUACCACGCCUUCGUGUUCAUCUUGGUGUUUGGCUGUCUGGUCCUGUCAGUGUUCUCCACAAUCCCUGCCCAUCAAGACCUGUCCAACCACUGUCUGCUCAUCCUGGAGUUUGUGAUGAUCGUGGUGUUUGGGCUGGAGUACAUCAUCAGGAUAUGGAGCGCAGGCUGCUGCUGUCGCUACAGGGGAUGGCAGGGACGCCUCCGCUUUGCCAGGAAACCCUUCUGUGUCAUAGACAUAAUUGUCCUCAUAGCUUCCAUUGCUGUGGUGUCCGCUGGUAGCCAAGGUAACAUCUUUGCCACCUCAGCAUUGCGUAGCCUUCGCUUCCUGCAGAUCCUGCGGAUGGUGCGUAUGGACCGCAGAGGGGGCACUUGGAAACUACUGGGAUCUGUAGUCUAUGCACACAGUAAGGAGUUGGUGACAGCCUGGUACAUUGGGUUCCUGGUGCUCAUCUUCUCUUCGUUCCUGGUCUACCUCGUGGAGAAGGAGUUCAACAAAGACUUUGCCACCUAUGCCGAUGCUCUGUGGUGGGGCACGAUCACCCUGACAACUAUCGGUUAUGGAGACAAGACUCCUCAGACAUGGACAGGUCGUCUGAUCUCAGCUGGCUUUGCUCUGAUGGGAAUCUCCUUCUUCGCCCUGCCUGCUGGUAUCCUGGGCUCAGGUUUUGCCCUGAAGGUACAGGAACAGCACAGACAAAAACACUUUGAGAAGAGGAGGAACCCAGCAGCCAGCCUCAUCCAGUGUGUCUGGCGUAGUUAUGCUGCUGAUGAGAACUCGGUUUCCAUAGCUACCUGGAAGCCUCAUUUGAAGGCGUUGCAUACCUGCAGUCCUGCAAAGAAAGAACAGGGCGAGACAACUAGCAGUAAGGGUCAUAGUAAUAGGAGGCGCUUCAGAAGGUAUUACACACGGAAAUUUAGGAGUACAAAGUUGAGCUUUAAGGAGCGGGUACGGAUGGCAAGCCCUCGCGGCCAGAGCAUGAAGAGCCGCCAGACAUCCAUCAACAAUGACCGACGCUGUUCCCCAGGCAACGAUGUGGUGGGCGCUAACACGGGAACCAGCCCUGCUAAGGUGCAGAAGAGCUGGAGCUUCAACGACCGCACACGCUUUAGACCCUCCCUGCGCCUCAAGAGUCAAUCACGCACCGCGCCCUCCGAGGUGGACACGGGAAUGGGGAAUGAUGACGCAUUCAGCGACAGAGUUUGCCACUGUGAUGUCACCGUGGAAGACCUAUCAGCUCCAUUGAAGGCUGUCAUCAGAGCCGUCAGGAUCAUGAAGUUUCAUGUGGCAAAGAAGAAGUUUAAGGAGACUCUGCGCCCGUAUGAUGUGAAAGAUGUGAUAGAACAGUACUCUGCAGGACACCUGGAUAUGCUCUGCAGAAUCAAGAGUCUACAGACUAGGCUGGACACCAUAGUGGGUCCUCCUCAGCAGCAGCUGCUGAAUCCCAGAGUCAAGACCUUUUCCUCCCCCUCCCUGCACUUAUAUUACAACCAGGCCAGGAGGAAGUCCAUGCCAGGGACGAAGUCUGUCCCAGGACUGGCCACUGGACUGGGUCCCACACUGGGCAGCAAACCUGGGAACAUGUCCUCCCCCUCCCUGCAAUUAUAUUACAGCCAGGCCAGGAGGAAGUCCACCCCAGGGAUGAAGUCCCCAGGGGUGGAUCAGAUACUGGGUAAGGGCCAAAUCCCCAUCGACAAGAAGAUCAGGGACAAGCUGCACCCUGACAGGGAUACUCUGGAGGACAUGAGCAUGCUGGGACGUGUGUGUAAGGUGGAAAGACAGGUGACGUCCAUAGAGUCAAAGCUGGACUCUCUGCUGGAUGUGUACAGGCAGGUGUUACAAAAUGGUUCGUCUGCCCUCACCCUCUCCUCCCUGCCCCUGUUCGAGCUGGAGCACCAGACCUCCGACUACCGAAGCUCCAUCCUCAGCAAGGACCUGUCCUCUGGCUCCCCCCAGGGAGGGGAGGGCAGAGGGGGGCAUGAAAGUGGUGGGGGGAUGUCCCGGUCAACAACAGGCCAUCUCUCCAGGGGCCUCCAGCUCAUCCUGGCCCCCAGCGAGCUCACCCUCAACACCUGCCCCCCGUCCUACCCUGCCUCCACUGCAUCCCUCACGCCCUCGCCUCUCCUGCCGCCUGACAGCCCCUACCCGCUCCUCACCACACCCAGUAGUUUCCCCAGGCGAGCGCACUUCCCUGACCUCCCGCCCCCUCCACCAUCCGCUGGUGCUGCCACCCUUCAGCUGCCCCCCAUGGGCCCCCAGCAAAGACGUCCCCUCAGCCCCACCCAAGAUGCUACACGAGGGGGUAGGCUGGAGCAGAGCUCAGGCCUCUCUAUGGUGGUGGGCUCCGGGGUGGACCAUGGAGAGGAGGGGGACAGAGAGGGUGGACAUAGCUGGGGCAGGGUGCAGCUGAGGGGGAAGCCCCAUUUGAGGGAGGAGGGCCCCUGGAGGAGGCACAUGAGCCUGGAGGUGGACCCCAUGCUGCUGCUUUCCUCUGGAUGUGAUGGCAAGCCCUCGGAGCAGGAACAGGGGCUGGGGAAGUCCCUGUCGGCACAUAACCUCACCCAGCCAUCUGCAGACAACCUUCCUAACCUGUCCUCCCCCCUCGGCAACAGUAGAAGUUCUAGUGACGACUUCCAUGGCGACCCCGACGCUAGCAACUGGGGCGAGACAGACCUUUUCAUCACCGGCCGUGACCUGGAACCGCAUGAGGACCAGUUUGAUUUCCUGUCCCAGGGGAGUGACUUCCUGUCCCAUCCCACAGCGGACGGUACUGGCUGCUUGGACGUUCUGCGGACUGAAGAUGGGGGGUCCUUAAGCAGUCUGACUGGUCUCCGCACCCACACAACGGGCAGUGCAGAGUCCCUCAACCAGCCUAUCCACGUACGACUAAAAUAACUCUUCCAUAAGAGUGAAUAAGAUAAACCCUCCCCCCAACACAUACAUUACCAAUAUUACCACUGGACAAACAACAAAUAUAAUUGCAACUGUUGAUUAUAACUCUGUUUUUAAGAGAUGGGGGGGGGGGUUCUCACUCCUUUCAAUCAAAGAUUUCAGGCACCCUUUAUACUCUCAUACAUAUCAUGGCAUGGACUAUUUCGAAUUUCCUAAAACAGGAACAAGCAGAGAAACUAACAGGGGGAGGGGAGAUAGGGGAGGAAGAUUGGACAAAAGAGAGGAUGGUCAGAUAGUGUUAAUGUUUGCUCUCUCGGCUAUGCAUGACCACUGCAUGUCUAAACCGCACUUUGGGGUCGAGAGCAUUCAAGCCCUGGAAACACAGUCAUGAUGGCUGAGCCCAAACUCAUAAGUCCACAUUUCACCUGUUUGUCUGCAUGUUCCAGUAAUGUAUCCUCCAAACCCUUGGGAGGCAAUUAUGAGCAGUCAGCAAUGAUUACCCAAAUAUAGAAAAUGUCGUAAAUAGAUAAUACAAUAACUAAUUUGAUAAUAACAUAAGAUAAUCCUACUGAUGUAAAGUUGUCAAAACAUUUUUUUUUUAAAUACAUUUUACAAUCUUGUGUGGCCAUUUGAUUUUGAUGACAAAUCCAAUAUGCUGAUUGGGUGCUCUAAUCUGACAAGGCCAGUAGGAUUCAGUAUUUUCACUUUUAAAGGCAUUUGAGUGAAAGACAAACAGCAGCCAAAUAAGAUCAGUUAUUACUAUGGUACUGUAGAUGGUGAAACAAGGCCGUGGAACACUGCAGUUGUCGGUCACAAUAAACACUACAGAAUUCAGGGUUCCUUGUCGUACAGCUCAUGAGCCCACAGUAUUCCCUUCUGUUACUAGCUGGUUGACAGGGGACACUUCAAACUUUUAAAAUAAAUACAGUAUAUCUCCUCAAAGUGGAUGAACAUUAGUCUAUGACAGGUUGGGGACAUCUCUACAAAUGGUUAGCCAGCCUACACUUUGUCAGUAGCAAUAAUGAUCAGAACUUGUUACAGACUUGCCAAGGCACAGAUGAGCGGUGUGAGAGUAAGUCAGAGGAGUUGGAUCAUAAAUACAGGGAGGACCUGAUCCACCAUGUUUUAGUUCCCUUAAAGUGGUGGUAUGUGAGCCUACAAGCCUGGCACUUCCAAUAGAGCACACAGGAUCUUUUGUCUAGAGAAGGCCACUGGUCUUGUGUGUCUACUGUCCAACCAAUGUCAUCCCUAAUGAUGCUGUCCAUAGAGAUACACAGACAGGAAAGUAAUGAACAAGCCAUGUUGUAAGUGGAUGGAAAAUAUGGCAACAAGUCUGCUGUCAACUUCUGAAUGUGAUUUGUCUGUUGUUUGCAUGUCCCACUGCCUUACGAGGCAGCAGCACUGCUGACUGCCACUCAGCAUGAACACAGACGACUGCUCUUGAAUGAGAAUAUGCACAAACUGUGUUAGACAUCUUUAUUUUCUCUAUGUUGCACCUUUUUGUUGUUGAAGGAGAGAGGCACAGCAGUCUUAUAUCUGUCGAGCUUCCAUUCAACAUGUUUAUGUUUUUAUUUCGUUUUUUGAUUGGUGCAUAGGUGCAUUGGCUUAGCUGAUUAGCAAUUAUACUGUAUAAUGUGUAUAUUUUAUGUUCAUAUGUGUGACGUGACCAGCAAAAUCUAUAUAGCUGUGUGUUACAAUGGGAUUUUGUAUGAAAAUGGCCCGAGUUGGUACGAUAAAUGCACAACUGAAAGCACAAUUGUUUGGAGACGUUGGAACCUGCAUAUGUGACUGGUGGUGUUAUUCUCUGUAAUGAAAUGUUUUCCAGAUACAUAAUCAAAAAACUGCGCUACAGACAGGAAGUACUUGUACAGAGCACAGAUGCAUUGGAGGCAGGACUGAAUAUUGAAUCCACUUGGAUAACUAUGGAGUUAUGAACUCUUUCAUAAUAUCAUGCUUGGUCUAAAGUUUGAAGUUAUUAUAACGUUUACUUCACUGACAUUAAUAGUUCAUUUCCCUCAGUUGAUUCUGGAAAUGGUCGUUCCAUGGGAUUUCAAUCACUUUCUGACUGCACCCCUUUUGAUUAGAACAAACCCUUCCGUACAUGUUUGUCCAUGUGAGAAGUGGUCAGAAAAUGACUUUUUGGUCCUGAAUGCCAAAAUAUUCAGGAUCUAGAGAUGCUCAAAGUUGACACAUUUGGCAUAUCCCCUCCUACCAUGAGGCAUCCAUGUCUUCAUCACUUAAUAAGAUAAACGGUUGAGUUUGACAUCAUUUGAAAGCUUACAAACAGGGUUAUCCAACUGUUUUAUGAUUUAUUGAAAGAAAGCUUUUAAAAUAAAAAUGAUGUCCUUUUUUUUAAGCUUUAACAUAAGUUAUCUAAAAACACGUCAACUCAGAUUUUUUUUUCAUGUUCAUAUACAGUACCAGUCAAAAGUUUGGACACACAAGGGUUUUUCUUUAUUUUUACUAUUUUCUACAUUGUAGAACAAUAGGGAAGAUAUCAAAAAUAUGAAAUAAAACAUGGGAUCAUGUAGUAACCAAAAAAGUGUUUAACAAAUCAAAAUAUAUUUUACAUUUGACAUUCUUCAAAGUAGCCUCCCUUUGCCUUGAUGACGGCUUUGCACACUAUUGGCAUUCUCUCAACCAGCUUCAUCUGGAAUGCUUUUCCAACAGUCUUGAAGGAGUUCCCACAUAUGCUGAGCACUGGUUGGCUGCUUUUGUUUCACUCUGUGGUCCAACUCAUCCCAAACCAUCUCAACUGGGUUGAGGUUGGGUGAUUGUGGUGGCCAGGUCAUCUGAUGCAGCACUCCAUCACUCUCCUUCUUGGUCAAAUAUCCCUUACACAGCCUGGAGGUGUGUAUUGAGUCAUUGUCCUGUUGAAAAAUAAACGAUAGUCCCACUAAGCGCAAACCAGAUGGGGUGGAAAAUUGUUGCAGAGUGUUGUGGUAGCCAUGCUCAUUAAGUGUGCCUUGAAUUCUAAAUAAGCAAAGAACCACCACACCAUCAAACCUCCUCCUCCAUGCUUCACAGUGGGAACUAUCUGUUCAUCUACUCUGCGUCUCACAAUGACAUGGUGGUUAGAACCAAAAAAUCUAUAAUUUGGACUCAUCACACCAAAAGGACAGAUUUCCACCAGUCUAAUGUCCAUUUAUUUUGUUUCUUGACCCAAGCAAGUCUCUUCUUAUUAUUGGUGUCCUUUAGUAGUGGUUUCUUUGAAGCAAUUCAACCAUGAAGGCCUGAUUCACGCAGUCUCCUCUGAACAGUUGAUGUUGAGAUGUGUCUGUUACUUGAACUCUGUGAAGCCAUUUCUGAGGCUGUUAACUCUAAUGAACUUAUCCUCUGCCUCAAACGUCACUCUGAGGCUUCCGUUCCUGUUCCUCUGAGAGCCAGUUUCAUCAUAGCGCUUGAUGGUUUUUGCAACUGCACUGGACUGUCAUUUCUCUGUGUUUAUUUGAGCUGUUCUUGCCAUAAUAUGGACUUGGUCUUUUACCAAAUAGGCCUAUCUUCUGUAUAUCACCCCUACCUUGUCACAACACAACUGAUUGGCUCAAAAGAAUUAAGAAGGAAAGAAAUUCCACAAAUGAACUUUUAAGAAGGCACACCUGCUAAUUGCAAUGCAUUCUAGGUGACUACCUCAUGAUGCUGGUUGAGAGAAUGCCAAGAAUGUGCAAAGCUGUCAUCAAGGCAAAGGGUGGCUGGAUUUGUUUAACAUUGUUUUGGUUACUACAUGAUUCCAUAUGUGCUAGGUCAUAGUUUUGAUUAUUCUACAAUGUAGAAAAUAGUACAAAUAAAGAAAAACCCUUGAAUGAGUAGGUGUGUCCAAACUUUUGACUGGUACCCUAUAUUGUAGCUUGCUAGCACUUUCAAAUGGUGCAACAAAGAUGGUUGGAAGUCCACACAUCAGAGCAUAUUGACUUGAGUGGGAAUAUCCAUUGUUAUAAAUUAAGCUGUCAAUCCUCCAUAGGAAACCUAUUGAAAUCAUAGAAAUACAGAUAAUAGAAUAUACUUUCCCAUUCAAGUUGACAUUCAACAAUGGGUGGACAAUCAGCCAUCUUUCUGGUAGUAAUUCGAAGUUAAAGUUUCAAUUCAAAUGUCAAUGGUGUACCACCUACUGUACAUUUCAUGGGUCUGAAAGGAUAGGUCCAUUCUAUUAAUUAUAUAUCUAUGAUUAAAUAAACAUGUAAAAUAGGGUCUAAACUACAACACUUGUGAAAAUGAGAAAAAUCAGAGUUUAUGUGUUUUUAGAUCAUAGACAUUAAAGCUUAAAGAACAUCAUUGUUUAAUUAAAACAAAUGUUCAAUAAAUCAUAGAAUAGUUUGACAACCCUGUUUGUAAGCGUUCAAAUUUGAUUAAACUCAGCCGUUUUAUCUUUUUGAGAGAUCAAGACAUGGCAGGAUGGGGUAUGCAAAAUGGAUCAACUUUGAGUACCUCCUGAAUGUUUUGGCAUUCGGGUCCAAAAAGUCACUUUCUGACCACUUCCACCAUGGGCAAACAUGAAAGUUCAAAUCAAAAAGUGUGCAGUUCAAAUCUAAAGGCGUGCAGUCAGAAAAUGACUUAAAUCAUAGGGGUGGCAGGGUAGCCUGGCGGAAGGGUUGCAAGUUCAAACCCCCGAGCUGACAAGGUACAAAUCUGACGUUCUGCCCCUGAACAGGCAGUUAACCCACUGUUCCUAGGCCUUCAUUGUAAAUAAGAAUGUGUUCUUAACUGACUUGCUUAGUUAAAUAAAGGUAAAAAAUAAAUAAAAUAUGGAAUGACCCAAAAGCUUAACGGUGCCUUUUUAGCAUUUAUUUAUGAUAUCUAUUUUUUUUUCUCCACUGGGCUGCAUAUGUUUCUACAGUGCCUAACUAGAAGAACUCAUGCAGAUGUAAGCCCAGUUUCUGAAACUAGGAUAACACACACGUUCAAAGUCUGAAAAUCUACUACAGUACAUUUUCCCUACCACUCGUACAGUGAAUUUAUUACACAAAACUGGCCUUAAAAUCCAUGCUUGAUAAUGUUAACAUUCUGAUUUCUUUCAAAUAAAUGUAUUAAAAUGCACAUAACAGAGAUGACAGGCUCUGUGGAUGAGAAAUGCUAAAUGAAUUAUAAUAUCACAUGUAAAUAAACUACAAACAUGAAACUGUC
Molecule: messenger RNA, 9458 nt
Organism: Oncorhynchus kisutch (coho salmon)
Lineage: Eukaryota; Metazoa; Chordata; Actinopteri; Salmoniformes; Salmonidae
Product: potassium voltage-gated channel subfamily KQT member 5
Exons: 17
Coding region: 1014-4340 (1108 amino acids)
Biological process (GO): potassium ion transmembrane transport
Cellular component (GO): voltage-gated potassium channel complex; membrane
Molecular function (GO): voltage-gated potassium channel activity
Source: RefSeq, a predicted model, not a curated record